GGGGCGCUAAGCAGUUGCCAGAUUGCACACACCCACGUUUUUAGUACAGCACUGAUCCUCCAAGCUCCUGUUGGGAUUCGGACCUCCCUCCAGAACUCCCAGCCUCUCCUUCUCCUUUUUUUCGCUUCAUCAACACCCCCUUUUUCUCUUCGGAAUCCGGCACAAUGGUUAAUUUCAAGUGGUCUUCUCUCGCCCUGCUCGCCCUGCGUGUCGCUACCGCCUUCGCCGCGGACGAUGCCGAUGCUGAGCCCGUCACCUCGGUGCCGGUCGAGGAACCCGAGCUGAAGGCCGACAUUGAGACGACCUUCCCGGAUGCCGACAUCUUCGGCGUCAAGAUCGUCAACGGUCAUGUCACCAAGGCUCUGGUCGAGAUUACCAAUCACGAAGAGACGCCGAUCGACGUCGCCUUCAUCGGCGGCGCGCUCAAGACCACUAAGCCGCUGCCCGAGGAUGCCCCCGCCUCCGCCGCCAUCCUGCGCAACCUGACGGCCGUCCGGUACGACGUCUCGAUCCCUCCCGGCGAGAAGCAUCAGCUUCCCUUCCAGUUCGUCCUCGACAUGAUGCCUCAGGACGUCAUUAUCGAACUCGUUGCCAUCAUCACCAACGCCGCCACCAACCAGAUCUUCCAGGUCCAGGCCCACAGCGGCACUGCGAGCAUUGUCGAGCCGCCCACCAGCCUGUUUGACCCUCAAAUCAUCUUCCUCUAUCUCUUCCUGACCGGCGUCUUCGGCGCGACCCUGUACUUUGUCUACAAGACCUGGAUCGAGGCGCUCUUCCCGCAGGCCAAGAAGGCUGGCGGACGCGCCGGCGGCAAGAAGGGCCGCAAGGGGGCCGCCGCCGCCGCCGCAGAUGCCGAUCCCCUCUCGGGCAACGAGUCGGCCGGCGCCACCAGCGGCGGCGAGGGCUCCAAGAGCUACGACGAGAGCUGGAUCCCGCCCCACCACAUCAACCGCCCCGUCGCGCGCCGCGUCAAGAGCGGCGCCAGCGGCAAAUCGAAAUAAAGAGCGCGCGCUCCCUACCCGCUUACUUUGCUGGUCCCUAGGCAUCGCUCUUUAUUUUUGAUUUUGCUCUGCCGGGUAUUACACAAUGUUUGGAUAGGUUUAGUUGGAUUGGGGCAGUAGUUGGAGUUGGUGAAGCAAAAGGGGGGGGAAGGGGGGGAAGAGAUAGAGAGGGGUCAGUUGUUGGGGGGGAAGGGGAAGAAGGGCUUCUUCCUGCGAUGAUCUCCGAUCCACCGGGGGGGAGGGGAGGGCACAGCAUGCAAAACACGAGAGCCUGUCACGCUCAAGGUGCCUCCGCCUUGUGCUGAACUCUGUCCAUGUAUUCCUGGUCUGUACAAUAUCCAUGGUUGGGUAACGUAAAGGGAAAAAACCGGGAAAAGGGAAGGGCACCUGCCAAACGGUCAAUGAAGCACCUCGUUUGCUUAUCUCUGCUAUCUGAGUCACACGUGAUGUUCUUCCCAGCAUGAUGUACCAAGUA
This is a messenger RNA of Thermothelomyces thermophilus ATCC 42464, 1476 nucleotides long. RefSeq lists its product as uncharacterized. Bases 165 to 1001 code for a protein of 278 amino acids. The record is from RefSeq and is a predicted model, not a curated record. The transcript has 3 exons. NCBI's taxonomy places the organism in Eukaryota, Fungi, Ascomycota, Sordariomycetes, Sordariales, Chaetomiaceae. Gene Ontology annotation, cellular component: endoplasmic reticulum membrane; endoplasmic reticulum.